Lachnellula hyalina is the source of this 1062-nucleotide messenger RNA. Its product is annotated as Neutral protease 2-like protein. NCBI's taxonomy places the organism in Eukaryota, Fungi, Ascomycota, Leotiomycetes, Helotiales, Lachnaceae. Bases 1 to 1062 code for a protein of 353 amino acids. Gene Ontology annotation, biological process: proteolysis. The record is from RefSeq and is a predicted model, not a curated record. The transcript has 3 exons. Gene Ontology annotation, molecular function: metalloendopeptidase activity.
AUGAUUUCAAAAGUCCUUCCAGUUCUUGCCCUUGCUGGCGCGGCGAUGGCUGUUUGCCCUCUUUCCGUUGAAAUUGUUGGAACUGCCGAUCAUGUUGCUCAAGUCGCCGUGACAAACAAUGGCACUGAGACUAUCACUGUCUUCAAGGGCAAUACUGUGCUUAGUGAUCAUGCGACCAAAGAUCUAGUGGUGGCUGCCGCAGAUGGAACAACACUCCCGUUCGCUGGUGUUUACAUCAACUACAAGCGAAGUGGACUCGCAGCCGACAGUUUCCAGACUCUGGAGCCCGGUCAGACAGUUACCGCCUCCGUGAACGCAGCCCAGAGCUACAAGCUCGCUGGCGUCACCACGGCUCAAAUAACCGCUGUUCAGGGAUUUCAAUACGCGACAGGAUCUGAAGUACCUACCACGUUGGGGGAUUUGACAUCUUGUGAUGACAUUACCUCAAGUACCGUGACAAUCACCCCUGACCAGAACACGGUUGCCAGCGAGCACAUCUCCAAGCGGGAUACACCUAACUUUUUCUCCCGCAUCAAGAAGCGCUCUGUAACUUACAGUUCAUGCUCCACCUCCCAAACCACCAAGCUCAAGACCAGCGUUUCCGAUGCUAUCUCCAUGUCAUCUGCUGCGUACACCGCAGCUGGCUCUGGCGCAGAUGACUUCACUACUUGGUUCAUCUCAACUUCCGAGGAAACUAAAGUCCGCUCUAUCUACACCGACGUCAAAGGCGUACAGACGACGUCCCCCGAGAUAUCCUGUACCGACACUUACGGCGACUGCUCGGAUGGGUCAGCGUUGCUCUACACAGUCCCAAGUGACAACGUCAUUGUGCCAUGCCCAGACAAUGGAUUCUGGGGCUUCCCGGAGUACGCAACGACUUGCUCAGAUGAUGACUACGACAGGGCCGGCAGUAUCUUGCAUGAGAUGACCCAUCUCUACGGAACUGACGAUUAUGCCUAUGGUCCAACCGCGGCAAAAGCACUCACUGCCGCGAAGGCAGCGGAGAAUGCGGAUACGUAUGAGAUGUAUGCCGGAAGUGUGAGACUCGGUGGAUGUACUUAG